AGCUCCCAGCCUGGAGCCUAAGCAUACACUGCAUUAAUCAGACUUGCUGGAAUGAUCACAUGGUUUUCGUGCUGCCUCCCCUGUUAGCUGCCGCCUGUCAGCAGCUGGCAGAGCUGGCGGCUGCAGGCCCCUGUCUGCAGAAAGCCUUUUACUUCAGAAUCUUGGGGGGUGUGGAAACCCCGCCUCUUUUUCCUGCACUUUGCACCAUCUGACUGACUAAAUGGUUGUCCUCCAAACCAAAAAGGCUACCAGACAAUCUAAGGAAAUUGUCUCUGACUAGGUCAUGUUCGCAUUUGAAGAAUUCAGUGAACAGAGUAUCUGCCAAGCCCGGGCUUCCGUGAUGGUCUACGAUGACACCAGUAAGAAAUGGGUACCCAUCAAACCUGGCCAGCAGGGGUUCAGCCGAAUCAACAUGUACCACAACACCGCGAGCAACACCUUCAGAGUCGUCGGAGUCAAGCUGCAGGACCAGCAGGUUGUGAUCAAUUAUUCAAUCGUGAAAGGGCUGAAGUACAAUCAGGCAACACCAACCUUCCACCAGUGGCGAGAUGCCCGCCAGGUCUACGGCUUAAACUUCGCGAGUAAAGAAGAGGCGACCACCUUCUGCAAUGCCAUGCUGUUUGCCCUUAACGUCAUGAAUUCCCAGGAAGGAGGCCCCUCCGCCCAGCGCCAGGUGCAGAAUGGCCCCUCUCCUGACGAGAUGGACAUCCAGAGAAGACAAGUGAUGGAGCAGCAGCAGCAGCAGCGUCAGGAGUCUCUAGAGAGAAGGACCUCAGCCACAGGGCCCAUCCUCCCACCAGGGCACCCCUCAUCUACAGCCAGCGCCCCCCUCUCAUGUAGUGGGCCUCCACCCCCACCCCCGCCCCCUGUCCCACCUCCACCCACAGGGGCCACUCCCCCUCCCCCACCCCCACUGCCAGCUGGAGGAGCCCAAGGCACCAGCCAUGAUGAGAGCUCCGUGUCAGGACUGGCCGCUGCCCUGGCUGGGGCCAAGCUGAGAAGAGUCCAGCGGCCAGAAGACGCGUCUGGAGGCUCCAGUCCCAGCGGGACCUCCAAGUCUGACGCCAACCGGGCGAGCAGUGGGGGUGGAGGAGGAGGCCUCAUGGAAGAGAUGAACAAGCUGCUGGCCAAGAGGAGAAAAGCAGCCUCCCAAACAGACAAGCCGGCUGAUAAAAAGGAAGACGAAAGCCAAACGGAAGAGCCGAGCACCUCUCCGUCUCCUGGGAGCCGAGCAGCCGGCCAGCCGCCUAACUCCUCAGAGGCUGGCCGGAAGCCCUGGGAGCGGAGCAACUCGGUGGAGAAGCCCGUGUCCUCAUUACUGUCCAGAACCCCGUCCGUGGCAAAGAGCCCUGAAGCUAAGAGCCCCCUUCCGUCGCAGCCUCACUCUAGGGUGAAGCCGGCAGGAAGUGUAAAUGACAUGGCCCUGGACGCCUUCGAUUUAGACCGGAUGAAACAGGAAAUCCUUGAGGAGGUAGUUCGAGAGCUCCACAAAGUGAAGGAGGAGAUCAUCGAUGCCAUCAGGCAGGAGCUGAGUGGGGUGAGCACCUCCUAAUGCCCUCAGCCCUGCCGCCACCUGAGAUGCAGGCCUACGACGGCGGGGACAGUGAGGAGCCAGCCGGCCCGGCCUCCAGCACACGCCAGCGCGAUGAAACGGAGAGGUGCUGCACUGCAAGUCUUAGCCUGAGAGAAAAUACUAAAAUGAGGAAAAAGUUCAACUCCUGGAUUUUUUUAGAUUCUACCUGACACAGAACACCAGGUCUACUCGCCUUUUUUGUAUUUUAUAUUUGCCUAUUUAAGUGUACAUUUCUUUUGGUUUAUAGAGAAGACACCCCAAAUCAUGCGCUUCAUUAGAUGGUUCCCCAGUCUUCUCCUGGGUGACGCUGUCAGCACCUUGGCUGGCAGGGGGGCUGUCCACGCAGCUCCUUCCCCAGUGUCCUGGUGGUGAAGGUCUGUCACGCACCGCGGUGUCUGUCCACGUGGUAAUAAACGCUUCCUGUCCACAC
Rhinolophus ferrumequinum (greater horseshoe bat) is the source of this 2003-nucleotide messenger RNA. RefSeq names its product Enah/Vasp-like (gene EVL). Gene Ontology annotation, biological process: actin polymerization or depolymerization; positive regulation of actin filament polymerization; protein homotetramerization. Gene Ontology annotation, cellular component: cytoskeleton. Gene Ontology annotation, molecular function: SH3 domain binding; actin binding; profilin binding. The transcript has 14 exons. Lineage: Eukaryota; Metazoa; Chordata; Mammalia; Chiroptera; Rhinolophidae. The record is from RefSeq and is a predicted model, not a curated record. The coding region runs from base 284 to 1552 and encodes 422 amino acids.